AGUGUGGCUCGUGUGAACCAAUGUGUGAGACCUGAUUGUACGACCAUGGCAAGAGCUGCUGUGACUAAACUUCUCCUUCUGGUUUUCCUCGCCUUCAUCAUCUGCCUGCCAGAGUUAUUCAGGAUAUACUCAGUUUCAAAGGUGAAUUUCCACUGCCUUCCCCACCGACCUUACGAACCGAUGCAUGAGGAACGGAAAGGGGGAAAUGUGCAGCCAAUAAAGGGUAAAGAUAAAAGAAAGGCCAUCUGUAAUCCUACUUCAAGUCCAGAACUUGAACAGUUGGAGCAGAUCUGCACACAAGAGGCAAAAAGAAACGCAGCAGGUUUACAUUCUGAAACGCAAAAAGUCCAAGGAGAUUCAAGGUCAGACUUGUUCAUGUGUGAAACAGACAAGAACAUGGAGGAACUUCACAGCAACCUCUCAUCACCAGUUCUGGUGGUACUUCUGGAGGUGUCAGUGGUCUUCCAAGUGAACGACACCGAGGCCGUGAAUCAUACUUUGUUUGGCUACAGCGGUCAGAGGUCCCUGUACCUCCAACCACCUGAAGAGGAGGACAAAGCAAACCAGGAACAGGCUUUCUACUGCUGUCUUCCUCUCAUUCAAUCAUCCAACUCGGCCAAUCAAAGCCGCUGCCUCCUUUGGCUCACCAAUCAAACUGUUUUGACAGGAACAGAAACAGAAAGGCUGUCAUGGAAACAGGCAGAUAGAGGAUGGUGCAGCUACAGGUGGAUCUUUCUGGUUCUGCUGUGUGUGGUGUUCCUGAUUGUUGUCACAACUGUGUUUGGAAAAAUCUAUCUGGGGACACGCUUAAACAAUAAAACUAUUGUGCAUCACAUUGAGUACCAGCCUCCCAAUCGGCAGUUAAAAGAAACAGCGUACCAUUUAAAUCGACGUCAGUCUUGGCCUGAAACAACGUACCGUUUGAAUCGGCUCAGGUCUUGGACUGGACUUUCGCCCAUAAUAGAAAUUGAAAGCAGAGAGAACAUCGAAACUUUGCUGAAUGGAAAUCCCCUUAGCUGCUAUACAGAAAACCCUUCAUCAUCGCCGUCAUCCUCCUACCUCCUCCCUCACAGAAGAACAACAGUGGUGACAGACGCGCAAUAAAAGGAGCACAGAAAUUGUCUUAAGGCAAGAAAACAAAGAGACUCCAUCACCUCAAGGCCUGUUUUGUAGACAUACAGCAUGCAAAGAUCACUGUUUGUUAUUAAAACCUCCCCAGUGAAGUUUGAUGGAUUUUACAAGUCAUUCUUUGGACAUGUUAAUGGAUAAGAGACACUUGGAGUACAGAUGUUGUUGCUUCAGAUUCACCAUCUGAAAGAGGACCAGCUUUCAGCUGAUAUACUGCUUCACCAAAAAGACUUCUUAAAGCCCUUCAUCCCACUCAGGCUGUUUAUGCCUGUUUGAAGCUAUCUGCAAGUUUUUCAGAGGUAAUCAAAGGACUCAAAUGUCAAACAACAGAAAAGAACAAAUCUUAAAUCCCCUGCUAAAUUAGAAACCAUUCUGCUUUAGCAUGAUCCCUGUUCUUAGUUGAUUCUGAGAAAAUACAGAAAUUCAUUGUCCAGGUUAGCCUGAACUCUGAUAUAUGAAAGAUACAUUCUCUACUCUUUUCCUUUCUGUCUCUUUUCAAGUUGUUUUAGUCAGUAAAAGUCCAGGAUGAGCCACCGUACAUUCAUAAAACCAGUCAAUGAUGAAACGUAUAGCUUCAUUUGUUACCAUUUCUCCAUCACCAAAAGCUAAAAUGGACAAAUUUUGUGUAAGAAUUAAAAUUAAACUGCUAGUUUAGCUUCCACAAUAUUUAUCUAUUUUUGCUCGUCAUAGUAGCAGUUUCUCAUUUCUUAUCCUUGUGGACGUGCAUUAAUUUCUUCUGUACAAUUCUCUGCUGUUUUAUAACAUUACUUGCUUUUGUAAUGUCUAUACUUUUGAAAGCUGAAUAACAAUUCCACGAAAAACGUAACAGUCUUCAUUUCAUUUCUUGAGUCAGUAGAGACAAAAAUGUCGAAGAAGUAGUCAAAAUGCAUUUGUUUCUUGCAUUUCUUUACCACAUCCUGAAAAUGUCUCCAAAACUGAACAGUUUCUCUCAGGUGAACCUCAGCUAUCGCUCUUGAUAUUGUUUAAAGUAGUGCACAGAUUUGUACUUAUUGUUUUGAGAAAUGCAAUAACUUGUGCAAAUGUUAAUAAUGUUACAGAAAUAGCAACUGAUCUAUUUUUCAUCCAUUAAAGCAUUUUUCAUCAAUAAA
Messenger RNA from Xiphophorus couchianus (Monterrey platyfish), 2237 nucleotides. RefSeq lists its product as uncharacterized. The record is from RefSeq and is a predicted model, not a curated record. The coding region runs from base 46 to 1104 and encodes 352 amino acids. The transcript is spliced from 10 exons. Lineage: Eukaryota; Metazoa; Chordata; Actinopteri; Cyprinodontiformes; Poeciliidae.